AUGUUAGCGACGAACGAGGCCAUUCGACAAGGACAGCAAAAAGACCGCAGAGAAGAACAUCGAGCUCGACGAUGCAACCUGAUUGUCACCACGGUGAUACCGUCCAAGAAAAGUCAUGAGGUGCACAACCGACGAAUUGUCCUAAGGGGCCAGAAGCUCUACGUCGACACUGACGUGGCAGACCAUGAGCACGAAAAUGAGAAGGAGAAGGAACAAGUGUUCGAAAUCGACGAUCAUGAGAACAAGGAACCGUUUGGACAUCCCUUCGCUGGCUAUUUCUUGCCAUAUCCGGAUUCCAAGUAUGAGGGACUUGUGUCAACGAUAUGUGAAGAUCCACCGGUGCUGAACUGGAUCUAUGUUGACAAGGAAACCCAUGAAGUCAAAUACGGUGUGCGCCUGGAUGCUCAAGGCAAUAUCACUGGACCCUUUGAUUGUACUAGGCAAGACCGACGGAUGACUCUUGAAGGCUGGGAAGGAUUCGUUGCUGUCGAAGAAUCGCCCGGCUUGUGGGCUCUCUAUUUUGAUCGUAACGACGAUGGAUUGCGGUCUAAGUUCGGCAAGAGUAAACGGGUUCUCGAAGUUGAGUUAUGGAGGAAGGAGAAACGCUGGAAAAAAGAUCCGCUUGUCCGACAAGAGGAACAAGCAAGACAAACAUCCUGA
Molecule: messenger RNA, 660 nt
Organism: Exophiala bonariae
Lineage: Eukaryota; Fungi; Ascomycota; Eurotiomycetes; Chaetothyriales; Herpotrichiellaceae
Exons: 2
Coding region: 1-660 (219 amino acids)
Source: RefSeq, a predicted model, not a curated record